This is a messenger RNA of Brienomyrus brachyistius, 5068 nucleotides long. RefSeq names its product zinc finger MYM-type protein 3-like. Bases 655 to 4569 code for a protein of 1304 amino acids. The record is from RefSeq and is a predicted model, not a curated record. Lineage: Eukaryota; Metazoa; Chordata; Actinopteri; Osteoglossiformes; Mormyridae. Gene Ontology annotation, molecular function: zinc ion binding. The transcript has 25 exons.
AGAUCGGUAACAAUUACUGUUACAGAAAAAAACAGCAGUAGUUUGUUAUAGUUAUAAUUUAAUUAAUACAAUUUGCGAGUUCAAAAUAGUUAAAGAAAUUAAUCUCGGAACGUUAAGUUCCAUUUUGGUACUUUAUAUCACAGUCAGACACAGAAACAAACCUCUGGCACCAGACCAAUCGGGGGUCUUUCCUCGGCGAGCUGGUCUUGGCGUUACCCGAGACGUGCCAGCUCCGCGAUCUCUCCGCCAGCCGCUCGGUGGACCAAUCAGAGCGCAGGACUGUAAAAGCUGCCUAUUUGCCGCAAAGCUGAAACUGCUGCAAAAGUGCUGCUUUAAAGGCGCAGCUCCAAUUCAGUUUCAUCUUUGCCAGAAGUAUUGACAAUAAAUGCCUUGCCGUCAUUUUUGAAAAGGUAUAUAUUUUGUCUUUCCAAGGUAAUAAUUUAGUUAACAUACAAGGAUGUGAUGUACAGCAGCCCACUCCAGAGAUUAUUUUACUGUACCUGUCUGAGAGAAAGAGACGGACAGGAAUUUAAGUAUAUUGGUGGAUCCAAGUUUACUGGAACUUUCUACAACCCAAGUGAGAUUUCUACAGCAAAGUGAUUCGUAAGCGUUCCCUAAGACUUCUGACAGUCGAAUGUCAGCAAACAAGGAAAAAUGGAUGGUUUGUCACUGAAGGCUAAGGAAUCAAUGAGUGGAAGAAUGGAUACAUCAGAAGAGGUCAAGAUAGAAAUGGACACUGAGGAGAUGAAACUUGGAUCUGCAGGGGGAUUAGUGAAGCUUUGUGAAUGUCAGCCAGAUACGCCUUGGACUAGAGAAGAGGCCGAGAAUGGGCCCAAGGUAACAAAUGAGAUUUCGGCUUUCAAAGGGGCCCCAAAAGAUGCUGAAAGCAAUAAGCUGCUUGAACACAGACAGGAGCAGCUCAGGAUAGAUUCCUUACCACUGAGUGAGAUUCAGACAACAGAGUCUAAUGCUGAAGAGCAGCAGAUGAAGAAACAGUUUGGGGAAGUUGCAGCAGAGGGCAGCAUUGAGCCACAGCUAAGCAAAGUCAAGCCAGGAAGAGCCACUGAAGCUAAGGAUCUUCCUGCUGCCUGUAGUCCAACUGAAAACGCAACCGUAUCUGAAGAAGUACAAGAAAAGCUGGAGAGUCGGAGAGUUCAGCGUUUGAGGAGAAUGGAGUUGAGAAGAACAUCACAGAAAUCUUCUGAUGGUGACCAGCUGUCUGACGAUGACUCUGACACCAUGGUGGACGAUCCCAGUGAUGUGGAUUUUGUCCCACGUGCUACACGUCGCACCAACCGAGUACCGUCACGGAAUCAGAGGACGCUUGAGGCUUUCCCAGCGGUCAGCCAGCCCAGCAUCACUGCCACUGCUGGCCACAUGGCCAUUCCCAGAAUCCAGCAGCUGUCCUCCCAGAAGCAGAAACCCUUUCCUGUCCUGCCGCAUUGCUCACCCCGCCAGUCUGUAAAGAUGCACUGUGCUAACUGCCACAACGCCUUGCAGAAGGGCCAGACGGCCUACCAGCGCAAAGGCAUGCCCCAGCUCUUCUGCUCUUCUGCCUGUCUUGCUGCCUUUGCUAGGAGACCACCAAGGAAAAAGCUUUGUGUGUACUGUAAAAGGGAUAUCGGGACUGUAAAGGAGACCGUUUUUGCCCAGAAUGGGCCAUCAAAUUCUUUCCAGGAGUUCUGUAACAAUGUUUGCCUCUCCCGCUUUGAGACUCAGAGCCAGAGGAGCUCUGCACUUGUAACUGAGCUGUCUGGUGUGCGAUGCAGCAUGUGCCACCUGGUGGGAGAGAUCCUUCAUGAGGUCAGUAGUGGGAACAUGGUGCAUCACCUCUGCAGCGAUACCUGCUUCAGCCACUUCCGGGCGACCAAGGGCCUGAAGACCAGCUGCUGUGACAGCUGUGGCCUCUAUAUCUACGCCAAGACCUCCCGCGUUGAGUACCUCCUCCACGAGGGUCAGCAGAGGCGCUUCUGUGAUGCCGCAUGCCUGGCUCAAUUCAAAAAGAAAAACACCAAAGUACUCCCAUGUCAGUGGUGCAAGACCUUAAGCAAAAAUUUUGACAUGCUGUGCCGUGGUGAUGUGCAUGGGAAGGCCCUGCUCUUCUGCUCCUUGUGCUGCAUCACGUCUCAUAAAGUGAAAACGUCUGGCGAGACAGUCCCCAUGCAGCCUUGCAGCUUCUGCCUGCGUGAGCUUGCUGAACCUGCCUAUUACUACACAGCCAACAGAGUUAUUUAUCAGUUUUGCAGCCCCAGCUGCUGGACUAAAUUUCAGAAGAACACCCCAGAUGGCGACAUUCAUCUGAGCUGCCACUCUUGUCACAAUAUGUUUAAUGGAAAACCAGAAAUAUUAGAUUGGCAGGACUCAAUCUUCCAGUUCUGCUGUAAGGAGUGCUGCGAAGAUUACAAGCGGCUGCAUGGGGUGGUGUCUGUCUGUGAGCACUGCAAGCAGGAGAAGCUUCUCUAUGAGAAGAUCAAGUUCUCUGGUGUAGAGAAGAAUUUCUGCAGUGAAGGCUGUAUCUUGCUGUACAAACAAGACUUCACCAAAAACUUGGGCCUGUGCUGCAUUACCUGCACUUACUGCUCUCAGACCUGCACUAGAGCAGUUACUGAAGAGAUGGACGGCAACACAUGGGACUUCUGCAGUGAGGACUGCAAGAGCAAGUACCUGCUGUGGUACCUAAAGGUAGCAAGAUGUCAUGCCUGCAAGCGACAAGGGAAACUUCUAGAAACCAUCCAUUGGCGGGGGGAGAUCAAGCACUAUUGUGACCAGAAGUGUCUCCUGCGGUUCUACAGCCAGCAGAACCAACCUAACCUGGAUACCCAGCAGGGCCCAGAGAGCCUGCUCAACAGUCAGUCCCCAGAUUCUAAGUCACCCCCUGCUGCUGUGAAGAAAAGUGAACCCACAGGGAGACGGCACACAGCCCAGCCCCCUCCUCCGCCUUCCUCACCCCCUCCGGCUGUGACUCUGCUUAACAAAAACAAGGCUUCCUUAUGCCGGCCCGUGAUGGAGGACCGGGCCACAUCCUGCAGCCCGGAGGUGAAGUCUCAGGGCUGCCAGACGGAUGACAUCCCAAUGGCUCCGCCCUUCGUGCUGCCGAUUCCCAUGCCGGUCUACAUCCCGCUUCCACUGCACAUGUACUGUCGCUAUGCACCAGUGCCCCUCACCCUGCCUUUGCCGGUUCCUGUGCCCAUGUUCUUCCCCACUACACUUGAAAAUGCAGAUAAGAUAGUGGAGGCCAUCGAGGAGAUCAAAGUGAAGAUCCCAUCUAAUCCACUGGAGGCUGACAUCCUGGCUAUGGCCGAGAUGAUCGCUGAGGCCUCAGAAAUGGGCAAAGCCUCCUCAGAUCUCUGUGAUUUGGUCAGUAACCCAAGCGCAGAGAGCUUGCUGGAGGACUGUGACCUGUUUGGCCCAACGAGAGAUGAUAUGCUGUCCAUGGCUGUUAAGAUGGCCAAUGUUUUAGAUGAACCAGGUCCCGACUUGAGAGAAGAUCUUCCUAAAGAUCUAAACCCCAGCGUUGAGUUUCUUAUUGACUGUGGAAUUGUCAGCCCAGACAGCAUUUGCACAAAAAAUGAGCUUCCGGUGGCUGUGAAAAAGGGCUCAAAGCAGCUUGGCUUGUCUGAGAGCUGUUCCAAGGACCCCCCAGGCGCUCGAGCCACCAGAACAAGGUUAAAUCACACAUAUGGUGUCAAUGCCUGGAAGGUUUGGGCUCAAAGUAAGAACCACGUGACAGAGGAGAGAAAAAAGAAGCGUUUUAAAGUAAAAGAGGACAUUCUGUCUUGCACGGCUGCUGAGCUGAAUUAUGGAUUGGCACAGUUUGUCAAAGAAACUGCCAGUCCUAGUGGAGAAUACUACGAGCCAGACAGUGUCUACUACCUGUGUCUUGGAAUUCAGCAGUAUCUUCUAGAAAAUCACAGAAUGGUGAACAUCUUCACAGACCAGUACUAUGCGACCUUUGUUCAAGAACUGAAUAAGAUACUGAGCAAGUGGAAUCCUGAAAUAUCUCCCGAGGGUUUGGCCCGAUCGGACGUGGAAGAGGAGCACUUGUGGGACUGUAAGCAGCUGGGUGUGUACUCGCCCUUCGUUCUCAUCAACACCCUAAUGUACUUCAACACCAAAUACUUUGGCCUGAGGACUGUGGAGCAGCACAUGGAGCUGUCCUUCGCCAACGUGGCUCGACAGUCCCGCAUGGUCUCUGUGUCAGAAGGCGUCAUCAAGGUGCACAGCGUCUGCUACUAUCCCAGCUGGCGGCAUCGAAAGACCAAAGAGGCUGCCUUGGGAAAGAGGAAGCGGGAUGAUGACAUUCCAGGGAAGGAGCAGGAGGAAAACAGGAUGAACCCUCUCAGAUGUCCUGUCAAGUUCUUUGAGUUCUACCUGUCCAAGUGUUCUGGAACUGUGAGGAACCGCAGCGACGUGUUCUACCUGCAGCCUGAGAAAUCCUGCGUGGCAGAGAGCCCGCUAUGGUACUCCGCCGUCCCCAUGGACCGGGCCACUCUGGAGACCAUGUUGUACCGGAUCCUGGCCGUCAGAGAGAUCUACAGAGACUACACCAGCAAGGAGCAUGCGAUCUGAGCCUUGAAAGAUGCUGAACCUCAUUGCUGACUGCAUCACAACAAACUGUGCUGUUCGUAGUUAGUGAAAUGGCGGAAAGGUCUUAAUCCUGAAAUAUUUCUUGCACGUGAAACUUCUGAAAGGUCCGUUGUUCAGCACCUUUCUGCCACACAUUUCACUCUGUGCGACUUGUGGAUUGUACCAAAAUACAGAGAAAGCAUUUAUUUUAGCGCUUCUCAAAAUAGUUUUAUGUAGGAAUAUAAAUGAUGCCACUGUGGCAUUUAGGCUUCAAGUGCUUCUGUGUUGACAGUCUUUGUUAUAGAAGUUUAAAAGGUCUGAAUCUUAGUUUUUGAAUAACUUGAAAGCAUUGUCUGCCACUUGUAGCUACAAUUACUACAUCUAUUCAUUUUUCUUUCUACUUUAUUACAUGGUCUUUUGGAUAAAGGCUAAAUUUACCAUUAAAUCUUCAAUACUGUAUACAUGAACCUAUUAAUAAAGUUAAAUUUAAAAAACCCUGUGA